Molecule: messenger RNA, 900 nt
Organism: Lachancea mirantina
Lineage: Eukaryota; Fungi; Ascomycota; Saccharomycetes; Saccharomycetales; Saccharomycetaceae
Source: the annotation of a GenBank genome assembly
AUGCAGGAAAAGAGCCAUAACCAGGAUCUGGACCUGUUAUCGAUCGAACAGUUUCUUACGGAUUUGGCUGUUAAUGAAGUUGGACCAUUGAUCAAGGCCGAGUCAGGUAUUCAUCAGGAUUACGAUUUGAAAACUGGUAAGAGGAAAGUGGACAUCGUCACAGCCAUUGACAAGAAAGUUGAGAAAAUAAUCUGGGAUAAUGUUAAACGUAAAUAUCCCGAGUUCAAGUUCGUUGGGGAGGAAAGUUACGUUGCCGGUGUGACCAAAAUCACCGAAGAUGCGACAUUUAUCAUUGAUCCAAUUGAUGGAACGACAAAUUUUGUUCACGAUUUCCCGUUCAGCUGUACGUCAAUGGGACUCACGGUAAACCGUGAGCCUGUCGUUGGUGUUAUUUUCAAUCCCCACUUGGAUCUUUUGGUUUGUGCGUCUAAGGGCAAUGGUAUUAGGGUCAAUGGACAAGAAUUCGAUUCUCGAGAAAAGUUGGAACACAUGGGCCCACUUUCGCUUCGCAAGUCCAUUGUAGCAUUACAACCAGGAUCCGCGCGUGAGGGUUCGAAUUUUGAGACCAAAAUCAAUACUUAUCGGAAUUUAUUGUCGUGUGACGGAGGGUUUAUUCAUGGUUUUAGAAAUAUCGGUUCUAGUGCUAUGACGCUUGCGUAUUUGAGUAUAGGCUAUCUUGAUAGCUACUGGGAUGGUGGAUGUUACUCGUGGGAUGUUUGUGCGGGCUGGUGCAUACUUAAUGAAGCAGGUGGUCGAGUCGUGGGUGCGAACCAGGGUGAAUGGGACAUUGAAGUUGAUAAUAGGACUUAUUUGGCCGUAAGAGGCAGUCUGGCCGCGAGCGAACAGGAAACUUAUAUCAAAGAUUUCUGGAAAUGCGUCCAAGGACAGCUCAAAUAUUGA